CAACACGCAUUGAUUUGUCGGGUCGGCUAGCCGUGUGUGUGAUAAAGAAAAAAAGGAAAAAUUUGUGAAUGGAAAAUUCUUAAAAAAUCCAAUGGAAAAUAUAAAAAGGUCUUAAAAUAUUAAAAAAAUAUGUUGCACAAAUGAAUUUACAAAAUUUGUUUAUAUAAAAAUAAAGCCCAUGAUGAUAAAAUGAGGAAAAGCACCAUUGAAUGAAACAAAGGAAUUAAGGGCUAGUGUCUGGGGAGAAAAGUGAAUCUUUUCAAAGAAAUUAAAAAAAAAACUCGAAUUUUGCUAAGAAAAUUUAUUCAGCAACAAAUUUUAAGAAAAGUGAGAUUUAUACCAAUAAAUUUUUUAUUAAACCCAAAUCCAUGGGAAAAUAUCAGCCUAUAAAGGAGACCAACCAACAUGAAGAAAAAUCUAUUAUAAUUUUUGUACAUACACAAACACUCACUCACACUCAACUCGUUAGAAAAAAUGGCUGCGUAGUAUAAAAACGAAACAAAGGAGCAACGACUACAAAGCAGAAGAACAAGAAGAAGCACAACAACGUUGGCCACCAUGCAAAAACACCAAACACUUUUUUAGAGCACAAUUUUGGCUGCUCUUUAGUGUGUGUUUGACACCAACAACAAAAAAACAGUUCGUUGCCAUAUUAUAAGUAAUGGGGAAAAACUUCCAUGCCGUACCGUUAUAAAUUAUUUAAAAAAAAAAUAACCUUACACUUCAGUGAGCCCGAAAAAAGAACCAAGUGGCAGAGAGAGAGAGAGAGAAAGAGAUAAAGAGAGAGCUCUUUGGAAAAUCUGAGAGGUUUUUUUGAAAGAAGAUUUCGAGAAAUAAUAACAGAUGAGUGUUGAGUGGCUAACGGUAAAUUUUUCCAUAAAAGCGGUUUGUUAAACGUGUUUCUUCUUGAGUGCAAAUAAAUUUGCUCUCUCGCUCUGUAAUAUAAUUGGCGGCGGCGACAUUAUAAAAACAAAUACGAAAAUCCUUAUAAAAACAAAACGAAUAAUUGAUCAGAAGUAAAUGAAACAAAAAGAAAAUUUCUAUUGACGACAAAGAAGAGAGAGAGAAAAAAAAAACUACCAGGAAUUCAAACGCGAAUUCAAAUUAAAAACGAACCUAACAUAAAAAAUUCCAUUUGUCCGACACACCGUAAAACUGGCACCGAUAUUGAUAUCCUCCUCCAGACUUGCAAGUGUUUCCAAACACCCAGAUACCUAGCAAGUGAUGCAAACAAGCGGCGGCACCGCUGCUGCUGCUGCUGCCGCUGUUCGCCUGGAGAGUGCUUUAAAUGUCAAUAAUAUCUCUGCAUUUAAUGGUAGUUUGGCUGUUAGCAGCGUUGGUGGAAUUGUUGGAAUUGGUGGCGUUAGUAACAGUGUUUCCUUGUUGCAUGAGACCUCGACGGCCACAGCUGCCACCCUAACGAAAUUAUCCUCCAAUUCACCGCAUUUAAUGUCACCUACCCAUACGGCGGGCAUUGGCGUUGGUGUUGCUGGCAUGGUCUAUGGAAAUUCAAGCAUAAAUAAUAUGAGUUCGGUGGGUGGUGCUGGCGGUGGCUCCUCUUCGGUUAUAUGCAGCAGCGAUAGUGGCAUAUCGUCGAUAAUCUCGUCCACACCCUCAUUGACACAGCUUUCACCUCCUCCCGUGGUCUCGAAUGCCGUUUCACUGGCGAUUUUGGCCUCCAGUGUUAUAACAACCUCCAGCAGUAAUGCCACCAUGACCACCAACAACAAUGGCAGCACUCCCGGCAGCGGUAGUGGCAGUGGGGGACGUUGUAGUCCCAUUAUCGGCGGUAUAACGGCAAAUUUAACCAAUGGUCUGGCCUCUUCCUCCUGCAUUUAUGGCUCGGCUCCUCCUGCGAAUGCGGCUUCAACAUCCGGCAGUCCUUUGCUCUUUGCGGAACGCACCUCGCCCGCCUUGAGUAUGCUGAGUAGCGGAAAAUCAAAGACCUUGAGCCCUCUACAGAAUGCUUCCAUUGGUGGUGUAUCACUGGCUUCUUAUGCCUCGGGUAGUCCUGCCCCGGGAUGCGUUACGGCGGCGGUUGUGGCAUCUUCGGCAAUCAGCACCCAGUCAUCGCAAACUGCCUCUGCCUCCAACUACUUGAAUACCAUUAAAAUGCUGGGACCUGCCGCUUCGAUAGAUUUGGGCUCUUCACCACUGACGCAUCGGAAUUAUCCUACCAUUAAAGGUUUUACGUUUCGUAGAAGCUUUGAUGAUAAAAUAAUUGCCGUGUCCACAUCUGCGGCCGUUGGGCCGGUCAGUAGUCAGUCACAAACGUCGCUGGGUGGUCCGGCUGUUUCGGUUUCUCCCUACCUCUCGCAUUUCCCGGCCACGGCCUCACACCAUCAUCACUAUCAUCAUCAUUUGCAGCAACAGUCCCAGCAAAUACCCCAUUUCGCCCAUUAUCAUCCCCAGCAUCCCUCCCAUUUACAUCAAAAUCAUCUGCACCAUCCAGCGGCGGCGCAUAUGGCCGCUUUGCAACAUCAUCAUCAUCAUUUGGGAGGCGGAAGUGGUGGCAGUGUCGGCAGCGGCGGCGCUGGUGGUGGUCCAUUCCAUAGUAAUUUCAUGUCAUCUGCGGUCAAACAUUCCGUCGCCUCUGCCAACGUUGCCCCCUUCUUUCCUCCACCGUUGUAUGCGCCAUUGACAUCGUCGCAGUCGACCACCAAACUAUCGCAUCGUGAUGACUUCUUGCAACAAAUUGGAUAUUUGCCAACAACACGUAUUUAUAGUACUCCAUCCAGUCUGGUGGAUGAGGAUAAGGCACAGCAGGACUUUUUGUCAUUAUCCUUGUCGCCCCCAUUGAACCGCCGCCGUGAUAUGCCUGCAUUGCGUGGACCAUACGUUAGUCUAUCUGAACCUCGUGGUACUUUGAGUACAACCGAUGAAAUAUUCCCAGAUUCACCGGAUAGCAGCCUAUAUGGUUCUGAUGAAGAGCAAGAGGAUGCAGCACAAUAUUGUCGCGGUGGCUAUCAUCCCGUAGUUAUAGGUGAUAUAUUUGAUAAUCGGUUUCGAGUGGUGAGAAAACUGGGAUGGGGUCACUUUUCCACCGUUUGGCUAUGUCGAGAUCUAAAAGAAGAAAAAUAUGUAGCUUUAAAAGUGGUGAAAAGUGCUCCACAUUAUAUUGAGACUGCAGCUGAUGAGAUACGCCUUCUCGAGGCUAUUCGUGAUGCUGAUCCCCUGGAUGUUAAACGUGAACGUAUUGUGCGGCUGCUCAAUCACUUUACGGUGCGUGGUGUCAAUGGUGUUCACACCUGUUUGGUUUUUGAGGCCUUGGGCUGUAGCCUCUAUAAACUGAUUGUGAAAAACAAUUAUCAAGGCUUGGCCUUGGCCCAAGUGCGAAACAUUAUCAAACAGGUGCUGGAAGGUCUGGACUAUUUGCAUAGUAAAUGUAACAUCAUACACACCGACAUAAAACCGGAAAAUAUACUUUUGGUGAUUGACAAUGCGGCGGCCAUGAACCAACAAAUCGAUGACGAAAUAACCAGUUUAAGGAUAAAGGGUGUGGACUUUCCUGAUUCGUAUAUAAGUUCGAUAGAGAAACAAACGAAAACCCGAGCGAAAUGGCCAUUACAAAACAUCGAAAUGAAUGCAGCUAAUACAACUAACACAAAUACGGCUAAUAACUCUGCCUCAUCGACACCAUUGCCACCGCCGCUGGGUGCAGCGGGCAGCAAUUUAAGCGGCGAUAAAGACGACACAUCAUCGAUAGCCUCCAAAUACUCCAGUCUUAUGGGUGAUAGUAUAGAUGGCGGCAGCAGUGCUGGAGGAGGAGGCGGCAUGACUAAUGCAACAAAUUCAUCAACCACAGGAAAUCUUAAUAACCGUUUUCGAGCCGAAAAGAAAAUCACUGCCAAGCCCGACGAUGCAUCGCCGAAUGAAAUUGGCCCCCAUGAUGAUGAGAAUGCAAAUAUGGAAAAUGUCAAAAGUUGCAAUGAUUCUGAAAUAAGUGAGGCUACAAGCACUUCCCAUAACAACCAACCGCCCACUGCCGAAGAUGAGCACAAAUCCCCCAUGUUGGCACAAACAAGCGAAACAAAAGCAACAAGCACACCGCUAUCUCCAAUUAAAAUCCCACCCUCUGAUGCAGCUUUGACAAAUACAUUGCCCUCGGAGGCAACGGCAUUAGCAAAUACCAACACCACCAUUGCCAUUACCACAAGCACAAUAGAAACGGGAGCAAAGACAACUACAACACCAACAUCACUACAAGCACCAACCUCAUUAUCAUCAUCUUGCUCCACUGCCAUGACGGGAAUAAUGGCGACAGCCACUACAGCAAAUGCAUCAUCGAUAUUAAAGCCGCCCACUGAAACUACCACUACCACCAAUAAUACCACCACCACCACCACCACUUCAGGUUCUGAUAUACAAGAACAAACGAGUAAUCAAUUAAAUAAUACCAAUACCAAUACAAUUCCUCAGACACAAUCCUAUACGAAUGCCAUACAAUCGCUGAUCAACAAUACAAACGUGCGAGUGAAAAUCGCUGAUUUAGGCAAUGCCUGUUACGAGUACCAUCAUUUUACUGAAGAUAUUCAAACGCGACAAUAUCGUUCAAUCGAAGUCCUUUUGGGAGCUCCUUACAAUUAUACAGCAGAUAUUUGGAGUACUGCUUGUUUGGCGUUUGAAUUGGCCACUGGGGAUUAUUUAUUUGAUCCCCAUGCUGGUGAGACCUAUUCAAGAGAUGAGGAUCAUUUGGCUCACAUUGUUGAGUUAUUGGGCACAAUACCACCGUCGGUAAUAUUUCGGGGAAAGCAUGGCGUAAAAUAUUUUACAAGUUAUGGCGGUCUACGAAAUAUAACAAAACUAAAACCAUGGAGCCUCAUAAAUGUGCUAAUAGAGAAAUACGAUUGGGAUCCUAUAGAAGCUAAAAAAUUCUCCGAUUUCCUGUUACCAAUGUUGGAGUAUAAUCCCGUUAUAAGAGCAUCAGCAGCAGAAUGCCUCAAUCAUCCAUGGCUGGAGGAGAAAGAAGAAUUUGUUUAAGAAUUUUUAUAUAAUAUUUUAAAAACGAAAGAAAAAACCGUUAUGAAUUUAAAAAAGAAAAUGAUCGAGUAUUAACUGGAACAGAGAUAAACUUACAUACACAUAAACAUAGUUACAAUACACCCCAAAGAUACACAUACACGAACAUGACACCAAAAAAAAAAUCAUUAAUUCAAAGACAGGAAUAAAUAUAGGCAUAGACAUCCAACAUAACUCAAUAAUGAAAACCAGAAAGACAUACACAUUAACAAAAGUACUACAAUAGUUAGAUGGAGGUUAACCUACAAAACAUACAUACAUACAAUAUAUAAGCGUUUGAUAGCUUUGAUAACUUCUAAUAGCUCUUUUUUGUAUUGAUGAAGAAUAUGUUAAUGAUAUCCACCCUCUAAAAAAAAGAAAUCUCCGAAGACAACAGAAAACAAAAACCUCGUUAAUUUAAAUUACCUACAUAAAUGAAAUAUUAUAGACAAAAAGAAACCAUGCAUAUAUAUAAAAUAACAAAAAAAACAUGUCAUAUAUAGAAUGAAUACGAAAAAA
Stomoxys calcitrans (stable fly) is the source of this 5517-nucleotide messenger RNA. RefSeq names its product SRSF protein kinase 1 (gene Srpk79D). NCBI's taxonomy places the organism in Eukaryota, Metazoa, Arthropoda, Insecta, Diptera, Muscidae. The transcript has 8 exons. Gene Ontology annotation, biological process: regulation of mRNA processing; spliceosomal complex assembly; protein phosphorylation. Gene Ontology annotation, molecular function: ATP binding; protein kinase activity. The coding region runs from base 1225 to 4980 and encodes 1251 amino acids. The record is from RefSeq and is a predicted model, not a curated record.